Messenger RNA from Artibeus jamaicensis (Jamaican fruit-eating bat), 1299 nucleotides. Its product is annotated as survival motor neuron protein. The coding region runs from base 45 to 935 and encodes 296 amino acids. Gene Ontology annotation, cellular component: nucleus; cytoplasm; precatalytic spliceosome. The transcript has 10 exons. Gene Ontology annotation, molecular function: RNA binding. Gene Ontology annotation, biological process: mRNA processing; regulation of alternative mRNA splicing, via spliceosome. The record is from RefSeq and is a predicted model, not a curated record. Lineage: Eukaryota; Metazoa; Chordata; Mammalia; Chiroptera; Phyllostomidae.
CAGAGGCACGCAGCGCACACCGUGCAGCCAUUCGCAUCCUCGCCAUGGCAAUGGGGGGAGGAGGUGGUGGCAGUGCCCCGGAGCCGGAGGACUCGGUGCUAUUCCGGCGCGGCACGGGUCAGAGUGAUGAUUCUGACGUUUGGGAUGAUACAGCACUGAUAAAAGCUUAUGAUAAAGCUGUGGCUUCAUUCAAGCAUGCUCUAAAGAAUGGUGACAUUUCUGAAGCUUCAAAUAAACCAAAAGGCACACCUAAAAGAAAACCUGCUAAGAAGAAUAAAAACCAGAAAAAGAAUACUACGACUUCCUUGAAGCAGUGGAAAGUUGGUGACAGAUGUUCUGCCAUGUGGUCAGAAGACGGCUGCAUUUACCCAGCUACCAUUGCUUCGAUUGAUUUUAAGAGAGAAACCUGUGUUGUGGUUUACACUGGAUAUGGAAAUAGAGAGGAGCAAAAUCUGUUUGAUCUACUUUCCCCAACGUCUGAAGUCGCUAAUAAUAUAGAACAUAAUACUCAGGAGAAUGAAAAUGAAAGUCAGAUUUCAACAGAUGAAAGUGAGAACUCCUCCAGGUCUCCUGGAAAUAAACCAAAUAACUUCAAGCCGAAAGCUGCUCCGUGGAACUAUUUCCUCCCCCCACCGCCCCCCACACCACGAUCAGGACUGGGACCAGGAAAGUCAGGUCUGAAAUUUAAUGGCCCACCACCACCUCCACCUCCUCCACCUCCACCUCCACCGCACUUCCUCUCGUGCUGGCUGCCUCCGUUUCCUUCUGGACCACCAAUAAUUCCCCCACCACCUCCCAUAUGUCCAGAUUCUCUUGACGAUGAUGAUGCUUUGGGAAGCAUGUUAAUCUCUUGGUACAUGAGUGGCUACCACACCGGUUACUAUAUGGGUUUCAAACAAAAUCAAAAAGAAGGAAGAUGCUCGCAUUUUAAUUAAGGAGUAAUUCAUACGAUAUUCUUGAACAGGUGCAGCUCUCUCCCAAGGAGAAAAGAGUAUUUUGAUGUGCCCUGGUGGAUGUGACUGGUUUUCCAUCAUUUUCUUCAUGACCACUUGGCUGAGUGGCACGGUCAUCUGCAUUUGCCCUUGGAGUAUGUAACUCAUUCUUGAAUAAUCAGCUAGGUGUUUCUAGGGAAUAACCAGUUUGAAUAACUGAACAAUGGAAAUGUGAGUAAUUAAAAGAAACUCAAAGCACAUGUAAUACAGAAAAGUCAGUCUGUUCACACAUUUGUAUAUUGUAACUUUCUUAGUAUGUUAAGCUUUUUAUUAAUGCCUUUAAAAAAUAAAUGAUCAAUUUUUUUAA